AUCGAGCUCGCCAUCCUGCGCUUCCCGUACGACUCGUGGGGCACGCCCUUCCAGCAGCUGAAGCAGGUGGUGGAGGAACCCUCGCCCCAGCUUCCUGCAGAACAGUUCUCCCCCGACUUUGUGGACUUCUCCUCCCUGUGCUUAAAGAAAGUUUCAAAAGAGCGGCCGACUUACACAGAACUCAUGCAACAUCCCUUCUUCACCUCCCAUGAGGCCAAAGAAACCGACGUGGCUAGCUUUGUGAAAAUCAUCUUGGGAGACUGAGUGGCCACAGAAGGAAGGGAGGAUCUGUUAAUAAGAAGAAAUACAAACAAACAAAAAAGCACCAAUCGCAGCCUCUGUUACCUGUAGCCUGCUCUCACCCCUCCCUCCAGAAAGGAGCAUCAGAAGGAGACGCUGACUCGGCACAGAGAGGAGUUUGCCCCCAUUAUAUCCUCUCUUCAUUAUCUGACACGGGAAGGGUGGGGGAGACGGGUUCCUCACACAUAAUCUGGAAUCAUUUAAGAUAUCUGUAUGCCCCUGUGCACCGCCUACUUCUCAUACAGUCGUUUUGCUAGUGAAAAGAAGUGCAGAUUAUAUAAAAAAAAAGAUGAAUGAUAUAAUGCUAUCUAUGUAUAAUCUAAAUGUUUGUAUACUCAAAGCUAGUGUUGCAUCGGUUUCAUUGACUGCAUGUACAUAAUAUAUCUCGGGGGGAAAAGAGGAGUUGCAGAGUCCGACAGUCGGAUAUAUGCAGAUUUGCGGCCUUCGCUUCAAGGCCUGAAAUAGGUACUGCACACCAACUGCUUUCCCUAGAUUACAAAGACUACCUGUUUUAGGUGUGUGUGUGUGUGUGUGUGUGUGUGUGUGUGUGUGUGUGUGUGUGUGUGUGUGUGUGUGUGUGUGUGUGUGUGUGUGUGUGUGUGUGUGUGUGUGUGUGUAGGGCUGCACGAUUUUGGGUGAAAUCUAUUUUUAGGUUGGGAUAAGGAUUUACUCUCACUAUUCUGAGGGUAACAUUGUAUUUAAAUGUUUCCUCUGCAGCCUCGUCAUACCUUAUGCUCCUGUUAUUUAUGAUUUUGGGGGCAGAAUUAUUGUGUCAUUUUCAUACCAGGUACAUUCAUUUUGUCGUAGCGCUUUGAUGCUAGCAAGACAUUAGCACCUGCUAAUUGUGCUAAUAUCUGAAACACUCGGUUUUUCCAAGUAUAUGUUAAAAAAAAAACUUUGACUCAACACAGUAACUUCAUUAAUUCUGACACUUUACAUGUUACAACAUUUGUAAAACAGUCCCCAAUGGAAAUGAGUUUAGGGAAAACUAGCAGCACUUAGCUUGUUGCAGCUAAUGCCCCCGCUAAUGCUAA
Molecule: messenger RNA, 1334 nt
Organism: Notothenia coriiceps (black rockcod)
Lineage: Eukaryota; Metazoa; Chordata; Actinopteri; Perciformes; Nototheniidae
Product: dual specificity mitogen-activated protein kinase kinase 6-like
Exons: 3
Biological process (GO): MAPK cascade
Molecular function (GO): MAP kinase kinase activity
Source: RefSeq, a predicted model, not a curated record